CGUGAGAGCAAUCCCAGAGGAUUUAUAGUGGAUACACUUCAGGAUGGGAAAACCCUUGGAGAGUAUGUGAUUCUUUCUUCAGUUGUGUUUAAAUGUGAAAGUGGUUGCUGAAGGUUAGUAGGGGAACCAUCGUGAAGGAGUGUGUCGUCUGCAAAGAGUCAACAGAAGAAGACGCAAAAUGCCAGGCGGAAGAAGAGGUUUGGUUGCUCCACAGAACACAUUCUUGGAGAAUAUCAUCAGGAGAUCAAAUUCCCAACCCGAUAGUUCCUUCCUCCUGGCUAACGCUCAAAUUGUGGAUUUCCCCAUUGUUUACUGCAAUGAAUCAUUCUGCAAGAUUAGCGGCUACAAUCGAGCGGAAGUUAUGCAAAAAUCAUGCCGCUGUGGUUUCAUGUAUGGCGAAUUGACAGAUAAAGAGACUGUGGCAAGACUGGAGUAUUCGCUGGAGAAUCAGCAGCACGAUCAAUUUGAGGUGUUGCUGUAUAAGAAAAACAAGACACCAUUAUGGUUGCUGCUCCAGAUUGCUCCAAUAAGGAACGAGAGAGAUCUCGUGGUGCUAUUUUUGCUCACAUUUCGCGAUAUCACAGCACUGAAGCAGCCCAUCGACAGCGAAGAUACCAAGGGUGGUCUCUCCAAGUUCGCCAAACUGGCACGCUCCGUCACGCGGAGUCGCCAAUUCACUGCACAUCUUCCAACCCUCAAGGACCCCACGAAGCAAUCACAUUUGGCUCAUAUGAUGUCAUUGAGUGCAGAUGUGAUGCCACAGUAUCGACAGGAAGCUCCUAAAACACCUCCACACAUUCUCCUACAUUAUUGUGCAUUUAAAGCAAUUUGGGAUUGGGUGAUACUAUGUUUAACUUUUUAUACUGCGAUUAUGGUACCAUACAACGUAGCCUUCAAGAAUAAAACCUCAGAGGAUGUGUCACUUUUAGUGGUUGACUCUAUCGUAGAUGUUAUAUUUUUCAUAGAUAUUGUAUUAAAUUUUCACACUACGUUCGUGGGGCCCGGCGGUGAGGUUGUGAGCGACCCCAAAGUGAUACGUAUGAACUACUUGAAGUCGUGGUUCAUCAUCGAUUUGCUCAGUUGUUUGCCUUACGAUGUCUUCAAUGCAUUUGAUCAUGAUGAUGAUGGUAUCGGCUCCCUGUUCAGCGCUCUCAAAGUCGUGCGAUUGUUGCGACUGGGACGGGUGGUACGGAAAUUGGAUAGAUAUCUCGAGUACGGAGCAGCGAUGCUUAUUCUAUUGCUCUGUUUCUAUAUGCUGGUAGCCCACUGGCUCGCCUGCAUUUGGUAUUCCAUCGGUCGGAGUGAUGCAGACAAUGGAAUUCAGUUCAGCUGGCUGUGGAAGUUGGCAAAUGUCACCCAGAGCCCUUAUUCGUAUGUCUGGUCCAACGAGACGAAUGCCCCGGAACUCAUCAAUGGACCAUCGCGGAAGACCAUGUAUGUCACAGCUCUCUACUUCACAAUGACAUGCAUGACCUCGGUGGGUUUCGGAAAUGUCGCUGCCGAGACGGACAACGAGAAGGUGUUCACCAUCUGCAUGAUGAUAAUUGCAGCUCUGCUCUACGCGACAAUCUUUGGUCAUGUUACCACCAUCAUUCAGCAAAUGACAUCCGCCACGGCCAAGUAUCAUGACAUGUUGAACAACGUAAGGGAGUUCAUGAAGCUCCAUGAAGUCCCCAAGGCGCUGAGUGAGCGUGUCAUGGAUUACGUGGUCUCUACGUGGGCCAUGACGAAGGGUCUCGAUACGGAGAAGGUCCUCAACUACUGCCCCAAAGACAUGAAGGCCGACAUCUGUGUGCACCUCAAUAGGAAGGUCUUCAAUGAGCAUCCAGCGUUUCGGCUCGCCUCGGACGGCUGUCUUCGUGCACUCGCAAUGCAUUUCAUGAUGUCCCACUCGGCACCGGGAGAUCUACUCUACCACACGGGCGAGAGCAUAGACAGCCUGUGCUUCAUUGUGACGGGAAGUCUGGAGGUAAUUCAGGAUGAUGAAGUUGUAGCGAUACUGGGUAAGGGUGACGUCUUCGGUGAUCAAUUCUGGAAAGACUCGGCCGUGGGCCAAAGUGCCGCCAAUGUGCGUGCUCUCACCUAUUGUGAUCUGCACGCAAUAAAGCGGGAUAAAUUGUUGGAAGUGCUGGACUUUUAUCAAGCCUUUGCAAAUAGCUUCGCCAGAAAUUUAGUUUUAACUUACAACUUAAGACAUCGCCUUAUAUUUAGAAAAGUCGCGGAUGUGAAGAGGGAGAAGGAACUGGCGGAGAGACGUAAGAAUGAACCCCAACUAGCCACGAGUCAGGAUCACUUAGUGCGGAAGAUUUUCUCAAAGUUUAGGCGUACGCCACAGCCCACAUCUGGGUCAAAGGACGGAAAUGCGACCCAGAGUGACGCCGAGAAGGGUGACGCGGAGCCAGACCGAGGAAAGCUUCCCGCCAAGUUGACUCUGACGGAGGACAGUCGCGUUUUGGGGGCUGUACCUUCGCCUUCACCUUCACCCUCACCAUCAUCGGGUCCACCGUCGGCACGUGGUACUCGUGCCAGCAAAUGGGGACGUCUCUUGGGCAGCUCCAGCGUGGACUCCGCUAGCGACACGAGCACUAAAGUAGCCGUCUCGAGGAGUCUCAGUGCCAGGGAGAGUCUCCGAGAAAGUGCACAAGGAAGGCAGAGCAGUACGUCCAGCAGCAACGGCGGCCAAGGAAAUAAGGUAUUUCCUAAGACACCAAAAUUGUCGCCGGGUCCGGCGUCGCUCGCUCGUCAAGAUACAAUUGACGAGGGCGGCGAGGUGGACCCUUCACCGCCGAGGGAUCGACCGCCCUUACAUGUGGAGCGGGAACAGCGGACGUCUCUGGAGAGACAGCCCACUGAACGCGACAGACUCCUCGACCCGGCACUCAUGGCGCAGAAGGAACGGGAGCGUUUAGAGAGAAACUUGUCUCUGGAACGAGAGCGCCAGAUUGAAAUGGCCUGCUCCCGUGCCACAACGUCUGACACGUAUGACACGGGGCUACGGGAGCAGCCACCGACGUUGGCUCAGCGUGACUUAAUCGCCACAGUGCUGGACAUGAAAGUUGAUGUAAGGCUGGAGAUGCAGAGGAUGUCCCAACGUAUUGGCAAAAUCGAAGACUUAUUGGCAGAGUUGGUGAAGCGUCUUUCGCUGGAGCCCACUACAUCGGGCGGCAGCUCUCCGGUUGCCGAGGAGGCUGGGCCCAUACCGGUGGUUCCUACGACAAUCUCCAUGGGGACAAUCACAACAAGCGUCGUGCCGCCACCCAGUACGAGUGGUGGUGCCUCGGCCACAGUCGUGAACCCUGCCACGAGCGGAGCUGGUUCGGGGGGCAACGGCCUGGGUCCGAUCCUGCUCCGAAAGCGUCGCUCCAAGAGCAGGAAGGCCCCAGCGCCCCCCAAACAGAGCCCCGAACAGGCGCGACUGCUGGAUACGGACCCACCCACGGCGCCCACCGCCCGCAAACGGGAGUUCCUCUAGCCCAGGAUUUUGGCGCGCCAUCAGACUGACAAUAGUGGCGCUGAGCACUAAGGUCAUGGAUGGCGCCCCAGACGCACACACUCCUUCAGCCGGGCCUCCCUUUCGCUCGCAAUUGAGCAACUCUGGGCAAUACACCUUUAAGAUACAUUAGGGAAUCGCAUGUGACCAAUUUUUGCUCUAAGGCUACCAAGAGAUUCCCAAAAAAGGGGACUCAAUACAGGGGAGGGGCUCAAAAGAAAGAAAAUGUAGAGUAGAUUAGGAUGGGCAAAUGCUCUGGAUAAAAGUGUGCUUUGUGCUAAAUUAUUGGAUGUACAGACUUUUUCAAUUCAAUUUUAGGUUUAGAGGUAAACUGAAGAGAAUAAUUGUGAAAAUAUAUACACUCACCGGCUUUAGGUUUCCGAUAUUUUUGCUUCACACAAAUCACGCUUAUUCGUGGAUUAAUCCAUUCAUCAAACGUUUAACUAUUUAUUACUCUUUAAAAUUUAUUAUUAAUGAAAUCUUUCUUUGUCUCAUAUAAAAAUUUCGUCAAAAAUUAUCUUUGAAUGUUUUUCGGAAAAACAUACUCUCUGCGAAGGGGAGCUUCCCUUCUUAGACGUUUAAGUGUGUUUUCUGAAAUAUGUCAGCUUGUUAGCACUUGCGAGUUUUCAUAAUUCUUUAUAUGCAUAUGUAACGCAAUUUAGUCUCUUCAAAAUACCUCUUUUGAUACAUACGAUAUGAAGACAUAUGAUUAGAAUUAUGGAAGUGAACUUGUAUAUCUUUUUCGUGUAGUGAGGGAAAAAACGAAGUAUAUUUCAACAAAAGAAGUAAAAAUUUUUAAGAAUUUAUUAAAUUUUAGGAAUUGCUAUACCAGAUCAUACAAUGUUCAAAUCAAAAUUUAUAAGCUCUGACGACAAUUAAUGCCUGAAAACUGUAUGUCUUAUAAGAAAUCAAAUGAAGCACAUUUUUCAGCAGUAUUGGUCACCCUAAACUACUUAAAACAAUGAGCAGAAAAUUAACAGAAUAUUCCAUAUCACUUAAUUUUUCCUGAUAACAAUCUCUUAUUUACACUUAAGUACAAUCCAGGUGAAAGCAUUUGUAUAUAUCUGCUUCUUUAAAUCGUUUGAGAACGAAAAUCAUCUCACAAAGUACUCCGCUAUCAAGUGAUUUUCGCAUCUUUGUGUAAAAAGAGUAUAAAGAUAUUAAUAGCCUGCCAUUUUAAAAACUAACACGUGUGAAUAAACUGACGAAUAUUAUUAAACUAUAAUGUGGGAUAUCCCGUCAGGUACUACAUAACGCUGCAUGAGAACAAAAGUUGCAAGAGAUUAUCGCCAACAGUUGGCCUCUAGCCUACUCUUAUAAUUAGUUGAAGAAAUCAUUAAUAGAGUAUGUAUUUCGAUGAGAUUUAGCAUAAUAACAUUGCAAGUGCAGAGAAUAUUCUAAAAGAGACACAUCAAUAUAGGCAUGAGACGUGGUAUGAGAUGCUUAACUUUCAACUGAAAGCAAUUCCUUUUUAUCCAGAGAGUAUCAAUAAGAGUUUAAAUAAAUACUAGAUAAUCGCCUUAUUGUCGGCCAAUUUGCACUGAGAAUUAAUAUAAAUAACUGAAUAUUGUAUAUUUUAGUGACGCGCAAUCCUGUUUUUUUUGUCGAUUUCGUGAUCUUCAAAAUGUGCAGGAUAAUACGUGAUUAGGUAGUAAAUUCAUAGGACCGCCAGAAAACAAACAAGUAAGAAUAGUUUUUAAAUGAUACUUAGAAUUCUACAUGUAGAUUAUGAUUAGAUGAAUAAUUUAUGAUUGAAAAAUAUAAAUCAAUAAAGAUACUAUCUGGAAGCUGUGCUACACACUUUUUAGAGCUUUUUCAAUUUAUACAUCGUCUGAAGAUGGGGGAGAUAUAUAAAAUUCAAUUAUAAAUAAGUCGAUGAAUGAAUGUGAAAAAAUAUUGGAAUUUCCCAUGAACAAUAUUUGAGUAUUUUUCAAUAUCCUCAUUUUAUUCUCCUCGUUAAUUAAUUAUCUGUGAUAACAUUUUAAAUGCAAACACUUUUCCAUUCAUGAAUUCUCCCAGCUUCAUAAUAAAUUUAUCUGAUUAAUUAAUUCACUAGUAUUUUGCAAAGAAGUAAUCAAAUAGCUGCAUUACAUGAGAAAUUUUGCUUUAGAAUCCAUUGUAAAUAAAAUACAAAAAUAUGAAAAAUAUUAAGGCCAAUGCAAAAUGUAUAUGUACUGUACAUAGAAAAAAUUGGAGUAUAAAAUUUGAGGAGACAAAAUGAAUGACCACACUGGAAUGCAAUACCAAAAUUUAAAAAAAAAGUAAUUAUUACCUCUAUUUCUAACGAUCAAACUAAAUAAUUAGCGAAUAAAUUGAAUACACAUUAGACAAAUUCAAGAUUCCUUUCAAUAGGUGAUGAAACUUGGAGCGAAAUAAAAUGUAGGCUAUCGGAAUAGACAAUUCUUGAAAUAUUUGUAAAUAAAUUCUAUAAGGAUAUUACAACUGACAUGCUGUGUAUAUAAUAGAAACUGCCUAAAGUGGAAUAAAAUCGCAAGGAAUAUUAAAUCAUGGUUUCACAUAGAAACAAUCACAACUUUUCUAGGUGAGAUUGAUACAUAAAGAGCCACACCAAAAGAACAAUGAUAUAGUUCAUAAGGGGUAAAAGUUUCAUCACCGUUUAUUAAUUGAUAGAUAGAUAAACAAACAUCUUUUGUUCAUGGCGCUAUUGAAUGCAUUUAAAUGAAUUAAUGAAUUACAUACAAUGUGAAGAAAAUUUUAUUUGAGUUUGAAGUGCAUAGAAAAAAAAACACGAAAAUGAUAAAGUGAAUGACUUAAAAUAUUUUUAUUUCUUAUUGGCAAGCAAACACCUCAAAAAGAAUAACGAGGAAAAUGUAGUAAAAAUUUGAAUGAAAUAAUGAUAAAUU
Phlebotomus argentipes is the source of this 6354-nucleotide messenger RNA. RefSeq names its product potassium voltage-gated channel protein eag (gene eag). Gene Ontology annotation, molecular function: voltage-gated potassium channel activity. Lineage: Eukaryota; Metazoa; Arthropoda; Insecta; Diptera; Psychodidae. The transcript is spliced from 16 exons. Gene Ontology annotation, cellular component: membrane. Gene Ontology annotation, biological process: potassium ion transmembrane transport; regulation of membrane potential. Bases 179 to 3472 code for a protein of 1097 amino acids. The record is from RefSeq and is a predicted model, not a curated record.